AUGUCAUUGACUGGCACCUUGUCGCUUGCAAGAGCCCGGUGUUUUAGGGCUGUAUGCUAUUACAGAUCUCCAGGUUCCUUGGCGUUCCGGACAAGUGCUCACCAUCUGAGACAACCAUCACGCGGCUUCCGAUUUGGCCGCUUGUGGUCGUCAUACUGGGACCCUGACUUCUAUCGGGACAUAUGUUCCCGCUACCAGGGCUUUCAAUACAACAAGUUCGACAAUAUCACGCGCCCAUCGUCCUGGGAGAAACAUGACCUCAAUGAAAACACAAGGGUGGGAGUGAAGCAAAAGGUUGAGGGCUACUGGUAUCCAGGGGUCAGGGUUGGCCAAUCCAGCUCCUUCCAGACGAGCAGUCAUUCGGACUAUCAAACACCCGACAAUCCUGAAGGUGUUCGGCCAGGUCAGAACAUUGAGGAUGCAGAGAGAGCCCCUCUUGAGCAUCUGCUUUUCGGUAACAAGUAUAGGCACGCCCAGAACACCUCUUCUAAGGAUGUGAGCCAGGGGAGUGCGUCCUCCUCGUCUUCACAACCUUCUGAACAGGGGGACUAUAUCAUUGAUCCCAUAACACUCAAAAAGAUAUUCAAGGGUGCACCAGAGACAGCUUAUACGAGUUCCGAUACCGACGUUGAAAUACCAGUCGAAACAUAUAAGCCGCAGUUCGAGGAAUGCCGGCCGCCCGUUGAUAGCGAUUCCAAAAAGGCGAACGAUGACCAAGCGGACACUACCAGGUCGUUUGUUGCGGAUUCCACUCACCCGGAGCAACAAAAUCCAUUCACCAUCCAUCAGACCAGUGGAAGAUAUCCCCCCUAUUUUGCCGAACCCCAUAUAUCUGCCGAAGAAAGAGCCUACUACAGCCGUCCAUUCCGCAGCCAUGAACCUGAUGGCUUGUACGCUGCUGGGGCCGAAUCUGCCACAGAGAGCACCAAGUCGGCCAACCACGACAUCAGGUCAAAUGAACGGGGAGAUGAGUCAAGCUUGGCUGACCUUGAAAAGCACAGCACUAAGGACCCGGCGGCAAGCUCUGUCAAGUCUCCCUUAGAAGACGAUCAGAGCUACCACGAAGCAUAUGGAUACGAAGAUUCAGAAACUCCCCGGCAUGCGAAAGUCAAAGGUGAAAGCGCCGGUCAAGAAGGAUCGUCAGCUUCAGCCACCCAACAACAAUCUCAAAUGGAUGAGAGUUUCAAGGAGAACAGUGCAGAAGCAAAAUUCGAACCUAAAAAGGACUCGAAGAGUGCGCCGAGUGUCCAGACAUCUCAAGAAGAAAAGAGCCCCUUCCGGAAGCUGGUCGAGGAGCUGAUGGCUCAAGUAGCAACGGAGUCAAACGUGACUUCGGAGCGCGAAGCCCGCACAGUAGCAUCAGUCAACAACGCAGAAGAUACCAGCGCUAAGGUUUCACGUAAACCGAAACUGACUGGCAACUACGUCCGAGACUUUCCGGAGGAUUUCUCCGCGACCUGGACAACGCAGUUACAUGAAGACAUCACGGCCGGUCAGUCAGCGGAACAGAGCGAGACUGGCCGCAUUCAGCCAGCGCUGGAGAGGAUCACAGAGUCCACAUCAGAUAGUACGAAAAAGACCGAGACCACUCCUGGUGGAGCCGAUGCCACAAUCUUGCCAAAGCCAACCGUCUACAAGGUUCUUGUCUACGACCCGACAAUGCAAUGCGUCCAUAUUGCUGAGACCACCUCUACCACACCCGACACCACCACUCCGCUCUCACCUGCGGAGGUCCUCCUUCGUCUUUCUAAUCCAGCAAAGUUCUUCCCUCAAUUUGGCCCUCUCCAGGCUCAGGGAUUUGAGAUUGCAUCUGGCAGCGGCGAUGUGUUGAUUUUCCGUAAGGUACAAAAAAGGGUUUCCUCCUCGGAUGCGGAGCUAUCCAACAACCAUGUUGCCUCAACCGGGUUUGUUAACCCCAUCGACAUGACGGGUGGCUCUCGGGCUUACAUGGUGGCUGCUGAUCGCUUCGCCAACCACAGUAUGCCUGCAGGAAGGGUUGGUGCUACUGUGGAAGGUGAGAUGCUGUCACAGAAUGAUGUUUCGGAAGAGCGCAAGAAUUAUGGCUCUGGCAAGACAGAGAAAAAGAGCGUUCCUAAGCGUCUUGCCAUCGGAGCUGCUUGGUUGGCCGGUGGCACGUACGCCAUUGGCGUUGUGAGUGAGUACUUCAAGACCGGGGGCUCCGAAGAUAAGGGGAAGAGGAGCUUGUGA
This is a messenger RNA of Thermochaetoides thermophila DSM 1495, 2208 nucleotides long. RefSeq lists its product as uncharacterized. The transcript has a single exon. The record is from RefSeq and is a predicted model, not a curated record. The coding region runs from base 1 to 2208 and encodes 735 amino acids. Lineage: Eukaryota; Fungi; Ascomycota; Sordariomycetes; Sordariales; Chaetomiaceae.